ACCAUUCUCUACAACGACCGUGACAAGUUGCCAACACGAUGGCCACCACCACCACCGUGCCAAAAAACCUCUACCACAAACGUCACGUCGCCGACGCCGCCGCAAAGCAGUGCGACAUCUGCUACCGCCCCAGCACGUGCGUGCUCAUCACGCCGGACCAGAAUGACUGGUUCUAUAUAUGUCCAGGCCACCUGAAAGAUCGUGGGUUCUGUAGUCCGGCGGGGGAGGAGAGGAAGGUGAAGGCGAAGGUGGAGGCGGAGGGCCAGGGCGGGGAGGGCGACGCGGAGAAGGAGAAGAGGGAGAAGCUGGAGAAGGAGAAGGAGGAGAUUAGGUUACAGGUCAUUAGGGAGUACGAGGAGAAGUUGGCGAAGAAGGGGAAGGAGAAGGGGAAGGAUAAAGACAAGAAGGAGGAGGAUAAGAAGGAGGGGGAUAAGAAGGAGGAUAAGAAAGACGGGAAGGAUAAGGAUAAGGAGGAGGACGAAAAGAAGGAGGAGGAGGAGCCGCGGAUCUUUGUUUUGCACAAGAAAAUAUUUGAUCGCCGCGUCCUCCUUAAGCGGCAGGCAAUCGCUGCGAAGCGGAAUCUGGAGAGGAUGAAGAAUCCCGGAUUCUGGCCGAGUGUUCCCAGCGGGCUGCCAUAG
This is a messenger RNA of Tricharina praecox, 638 nucleotides long. Its product is annotated as VPS4-associated protein 1. The transcript has 3 exons. Gene Ontology annotation, cellular component: endosome. Lineage: Eukaryota; Fungi; Ascomycota; Pezizomycetes; Pezizales; Pyronemataceae. Gene Ontology annotation, biological process: vacuolar transport. The record is from RefSeq and is a predicted model, not a curated record. The coding region runs from base 39 to 638 and encodes 199 amino acids.